Molecule: messenger RNA, 713 nt
Organism: Suillus bovinus
Lineage: Eukaryota; Fungi; Basidiomycota; Agaricomycetes; Boletales; Suillaceae
Exons: 5
Coding region: 277-561 (94 amino acids)
Source: RefSeq, a predicted model, not a curated record
AGAGUCUUACAUCAAGAAAAGAUUGAUACAUUUUUAUCCUUGAGCCUGGCAAACCGAGAGUUCUACUAUAGGUAACUCCUAAUUUUGUCGGACCUCGGGGAUUCUUCACUGCGUCGGUGAUCGUUCGAGCACUUGUAACUGUCCGUGCGUCCUUUCUGAUCUUCGGUCGGGGCCGUCUUACUCGCCGAUGCCCGUUUCUACACUCCCGGCCUAGGUAUAAAAGAUAACUGGUAUGACCAUUGAUCUUCUGUAUCAUUUGCUGCUGCCACAGCUGCCAUGUUGUUCUACUCCUUCACUAUACUCGCUUGCAUCCUUAGCAUCGUUGCCCGUGCCGCCGCUGCAUCACCUACAAAGCGUGAUCAUGAUGUGAGCGUAUAUCCAGUAAUCGACGACGUUACUGUGGAUGCUUUGGAUCGACGUGAUGACUUGAUGGUUAGAGUCGACGUUGACACUAAUAGUGCCGAUCUCCUCAGUCAAAAGCGCGGUGACGACAGCUUGCUUGGCGUUGUCAUUGGUGUCAAUAACGUUUUGAACAAUGCUACCAUAAGUGUCUUGAGGUAGUAGUAAAUGACGACUGACGAGUUGUAAAACGCCAGAUUUCAGGCUGCUGUCAUGGAUUUGUUAGGUAAAAGCAGACAUAGCUGCAAGUAGGUGCUGCUAUGGCCUUACAAGGCCUUCGAACUAUAUAUCGUCAUUCAGUACAUGCAUUGCGU